Molecule: messenger RNA, 951 nt
Organism: Colletotrichum destructivum
Lineage: Eukaryota; Fungi; Ascomycota; Sordariomycetes; Glomerellales; Glomerellaceae
Exons: 1
Coding region: 1-951 (316 amino acids)
Source: RefSeq, a predicted model, not a curated record
AUGACCAUGAACCCAUCCGAUUCAUCGAACGUGGCCGGGCGACCCAACCGAGGCUCCAUGCCCAGAUCGGCGCCCGCACCAAACGAGCCUGGCCCUAGCCUCUCCACAGACUACAACUCUAUCAGAGUGAUGUUGGAAGAAUGGCCCCAAGGGUCUCGGACGAUUGCAGACACGGAGACAUCCCGCUCAUGGCCCGCGAACACCGCAUAUCCCGCGCUGCCGAGCCCGUUCCCCCCGGCCACUGGGACCGUCGCAAACCACCAAUGGUGGCAACAAGCGUCCCUCAUGGCGAGACAAGACAUAGGAGAACCUUUCACAUGGGUCCCAGGAGUCCCGUUUCCCCCCCUGAUCGAGCGGUCUCUCCCAACCACCGGCGGCGGCGGUAGCGGUGGCACUCGCCCCGCGGCGUUCCCAACCCGGGUUUCUCGCCCGAACUCGGGCCGUCGAAGCGAGCAGAACAACUCUAUGACACCGCUUGAACUGCGCCUCGUUCACGGAGCCUCGCUAAUCCUCGCCCCCGACGUGUCUGAGGAGCAACGGCACCGCUGGGCGCGGAUGAUUCAGAUGAGGAGGGACCACCAGGCUCGGAGGAACAGGUUGCGCGCGGGCGAGCCCCGCGUCAGGGUCGAGACUCGGAACACUGACCGGGAGAUGACCAACGCGCCUCCCGAAGACGAUCUGGGGGAGUUGGUAGAGGACUUUGACAACCUGGGUGUGUCGAGCGAUGUGGGGGAGCUGGCGGACGAGUUUGGCAACCUGGACGUGUCGGACGACAUCGACGGGGAGAUGCAGGUCGACACGCGGCCUGAGACGCAGAUGCCUUCUCCUCGGACGCAGACCGUCGUUUCGGAUCCCGCGCGUCACCGCUCGCGAAUGGAGGGAUACAGAGUCUGUAGGCACACGUCGAGGUGUCGUAGAGCCUGCAGGACCGGCUUUGAGACCGAAUUCUAA